AUGAAAGAAAAUCAAGAAAUCUCUCAUAAACAAGUUGAAUACUAUCAAUUUCAAGAUUCUAUUAAGAACAAGUUUGAAUCUUUGUCAAUGGUGGAUGAUGGAGGGAAAAUAGGCGAUUUAUUCGACUCCACGAAUAAAAAAAAUCAAAAAGUACUAUCAUAUGAUAAACAAGGUGAAUAUCAAUAUCAAGGUUCUAUCAAGAAAUUUAGAUCUUUGUCAAUGGUGGAUGAUGAAGAUAAAAGAGGCGAUUUACUCGUUGAAUCGGAGAAAUUAGGGUUAUCGGGGCGUGAGAAGUUGAAGAGGCAUUGGAGAGAAGUUGGAGGUAGAGUUUGUGUGCCAGAUAGAUGGGGACAUGAGGGUUCUUUGAGGGAAUGGAUGGAUUGUUCUUCUUUUGAUAAUAUACUAGCUCCGAAGGGACUAAAAUCAGCUCGUGAAGCCUUGAUGUCUCAAGGAAAACGAGCACGUUCAAGUUCAACUUCAAGAAUGCUCGAAAUCAGAAGUAGAUAGUCAU
This is a messenger RNA of Solanum verrucosum, 511 nucleotides long. RefSeq names its product protein BIC1-like. The transcript has a single exon. Bases 1 to 507 code for a protein of 168 amino acids. The record is from RefSeq and is a predicted model, not a curated record. Lineage: Eukaryota; Viridiplantae; Streptophyta; Magnoliopsida; Solanales; Solanaceae. Gene Ontology annotation, biological process: blue light signaling pathway.